AUGGCCGGCGUCGUCGCACACGGAGACGACAAGGACCGACCAAGAAGGCACGCUGGUCCUCGCAAGCGUCGUCCAAAGAAGAAGAAGAAGAAGGAGAAGAGAAACGAGCGGGAGAAAGGAGACUGCCAAUUGUCCUGCCGAUCCGAUGGCUCUGUAAUGUCUAAUCAAGGUCCCCACGCGUCUAUAUCGCCCCUCGAGUCAUCUACUGAAGAUGAAAAACAGUGUCAGACCGGAAGCUUUACUGCUGCUGAGUUGUUCACGUCGAUACGGGAUAAUAGCGACCCCUUCCGUGGUCUCGUGACGGCGUCGGAAGCGCUAGAAUCGACUCUAGCGAUAGAGUUAGUGACCCGUCAAUCGGAUCCUUUCGCUAACGGUCGUGCCGUUAGCUUUGGGACGCCGCGAAGUGUGUCUAGACCGCUCUCAUUGAUGCCGUUUCGACAAUCGAGGAUCAGUGCAGAAGAGCGAGCGUCUUUGAGACUGGAACAAGCGCAUCGAACAGCCGAACGAGCUUAUUGGACUCAGUGGGUCAUUGAAGCAGCCGAAAAUGAGCGGGCGAGACGGCUAAACGUGCUGAGACAGUUACAAUGUGAAGAAGAAGAAGAGGUGCAGCGAAGACGACAGUGGGCGAUUGCUACGAUCGAGAAGGAGCAGAAGGCUAUGAUGCGGGAGAUGUUUUUGGACAAUAUGAAGAACACGCAGUGGUUUCAGUCGACGAUAUCGAGGUUCUCAAAGGACUACGAGGUGGUGUGUCCGAACAGCUGGUGCGGAUGUACGUAUAGUUGCAUGCUGAAAGACCUGGAGCUGCAUCUAGGAAAAUGUGCGUACCGACAGGUGCCGGAUAGUCUGGAUCAAGUGGUAGAAGAUAGCGCGAGAGAUCUGUAUUCGUACGAUGUCGUGUGUCCGAAUGCGAUGCUAGGGUGCAGGGAGAUUUGUUCACGCGAGAAUCUGGUACAACACCUAGCGAGUUGUUCUGUGAAUGGUAUCUCACGGGAGAAAGAAUGGGAAGAACGACUUGAGUGGAGAAGAAGUGUCAACCAAGCUACAGAAAAGGAGCGAGAACGUCGCAUAGAUGAGGAACGAGAGGAAGGACGGGUGAAUGGAUGUGGACUGUCGUUUGGGAAUCUGCAAAGGCUGUACGAAGAGCAGACAGCAAUGAUGCAGGUCGUUUUGCAUGACGAGAUUCUGGACUUUUAUGAUCAUCAUCAGCGGGAAGCGCUGGAGAAGCGUUUGUGGAUACAGAAAGGUAUUGCAAUGGUGACGGAGGAGAUUGAACGGUUAUGGAAUCACUGCGUGCAAGUCGAGCAGUACGGGUCUCUUGCUACGGGAUUGCACGAGGAAGCAAGUGAUGUGGACCUUGUCGUCUUUGGGGCAACGGAGGAGUUCAAUUGCACCGGUCAACAGUGCGUAAAGGCUUUGGCAGAUCAUUUUCGCGAGCUCAGUGCGUUUUCGGGUGUGAGCGCCAUCACUCGCGCACCAAUUCCGCUCUUGAAAGUGGUGGUCCUAGUUUCAGGUGAUAACCUAGAGGCAACGGAAGGCAAACACGUUGAGCGUGAUGGUGACGCGAUGUUGCGGAUUCCAUUCGAUAUUACGUUUGACGAGCCCCGUGGUAUUCACCACAAUGGUAUAGCAAGUGUCACAUUGGUGCAAGGCCUUGUGCGCGCAUUUUACGGACUGCGGGAAUUGACGCUUGUGCUGAAGUGUUUUCUGGUGAAGUGUGGGCUGAAUGAUCCGGCUGUCGGAGGCUUAUCAUCGUAUGGUUUGCUGCUUAUGGUUGUAUACGUGCUGCAAGAGCAAGGGGCUCUGAUAUUGUUGACCGAUGGACAAAGGCCCUCGCAAGGUUCUAUCGAUAGAGUCGAUAUCGAUGAACGGAAAGGAGGUGCUCGGUGUCCGAAUGCCCGCUGGAACUUGCGUUAUGAAUCGCAACGUCUAAAGGGAGAAGUCAUUGCUAAAGAAAUCAUCAAGCAAUGCUCGGCACGACAACAGCCGCCGGACGCUGGAAAGGCCGCUAGAAGCUGUGCAAAGAAGGCGAAGCGUGCAGUUUUUUCUACUUUUGUUACUGGCUCGGAGACAGGUGACGCGCUAGAGGCCAAGCCAUACCUCUUGGGAAAGUUGCUUAUGGACAUUCUGCAAUUUUAUGGGAACGACUUCAGACAAAAUUUUGACCAGAUCUCGGUUGUGUCAUGGCGUGAGCCAAGUUGGUUGACAGUUGAGACGACGUCCACCACGAAUGCACAGUCGCCGCCGGCACAUACUCUCCUUCCUUUGACGGCUCAUCCUUCGCCGACAGAUGGACGUUGCAGCGCCAACUCACCUUUGAUGCUAGCGCCACCGCUAUUUCGUGAUGGACUGUUUGUGAUUGAAGAUCCGUUGCAGCCUGACAACAAUGUCGGCAAGACGUGUUAUCGCGUGAGUCAAGUGUUUCGCGACUUUUCUGACUUUUUGAGUUUUCUGACUGCAUUGAUCGUACGAGGGUCAGUCAUGACAACGGGCAAAAAGAAGACCAUGGACGCAUCUGGGGAUGAUAGCUGUUCUUCUUCGUCGAGCUCAAUACCAUCAACAGCACAUGAAUCAACGUGUCGGAUUCUUAAGUCCGUGUUCGAGAUGAAGACGAGAGAAGAAUGCACUGGCUUGAAAAUAUCUUCAUCCUCCCGUGAUCAGACAAGCACUACUUAG
Molecule: messenger RNA, 2673 nt
Organism: Peronospora matthiolae
Lineage: Eukaryota; Oomycota; Peronosporomycetes; Peronosporales; Peronosporaceae
Source: the annotation of a GenBank genome assembly